This is a messenger RNA of Penicillium salamii, 3417 nucleotides long. Lineage: Eukaryota; Fungi; Ascomycota; Eurotiomycetes; Eurotiales; Aspergillaceae. The record is from the annotation of a GenBank genome assembly.
AUGCCGCGUAAAGACUUUUUGCGAGAUCUCGAGCACGCUGCAGCUCCUGGCCGCUUCUCCUGCAUCUCCGAUAUCAGAGCCGGGGAUUAUGACGGAUCGAUUUCUUUCAAGUUCACUGACUCUCAGCUGAACUUGGUAAUUGAGUUCCAGGCUAUUGUAUCCGAUUCCCACGAUUAUCCCAAGGAGCACAGUUACUUCGUUUUCGCAACUUCUGAAAACUGCCCCUCAAAGAUCACUUCCAAACUGGAGAACCCAGGAUCUCUUUUUGCAGGCUCGACAAUCCAUGAGCUGUUAAGUAGCUUGGCGGACAUCAUCACAAACACCCUCAUCAACACCACUUCCAAAUCCAGCUCUUCCGGCAAUGACAACACAUCUGAUAUUGAUGAUGACGAGUCAACCAAUGAUACUGGUCAGCAAGAAUGGGACUCCGAUGAAGAGGAAGGCAUGUUUGGCCCUGUUCAAAGCGACAGCGAACUACAGAAGAGGCUUCGUCGUGACUUGCGUCUUGUCAAACACGCGGGCUUCAGGGUGGGAUACCUGGGCUCGAAAAAUAAAUCUAUCAUUGUGUCAGUCUCAUGCCGCAUUGCCAAGCUUGGUAUCUCAGACGAAGCCAUGGAUGCCUGGAACGUCAACCCCUCGGAAUACGUGGUGUUGCUGAUCCGCUACGUACCGACCUACGUUGACCUGCAGGGAAUGCUUGGAUUAUGCGGCAACAUAGCCAAGAACCUGGUCCAGAUGCACGUCGGUACCUGUGACUCAUACAAACCAUCCCUUCAACAGGCCGUGGAGGCAUUCCAGGGUACACGAGAUCUCCAAAAGAAAGACGAAGACGCCAUUCCGGAUACAGCAGUGACCGAAAGCUCCCUGCGGUCUCUCUUUAUAGGGAGAUCCCUGAACUCAGUUCUCGAAAAGCGUCUGUUUGGAAUUAUUCAGCUUCGUUUACAGCAUGGAUAUUCAUGGACAGGGGCAGAACUGUUCUUCAAUAACAACCAGGGCAAAAUUCGAAGUGGAUCUGACACUCCCCAAGAGGAGUAUGAUCAACCGGAUAUAUGGGCUACCUCGGCGCCGAAGUUUCUUGUGGCAGACCAUCUGGCUGAAGCUGACCGCAACACCUCUGAAAUAUCUUUGCCACUCUUGGCCAUGCAAUUUACCCUGCGUCAUUUUGUGAAAUGCACAGAAUUCUGCCUGGUCUGCCACUGCAAGAUAAAUGGGUCUUUUGAGGCACUCAAGCCUUAUGUAUGCUCGAGUGGACUGUGCUUGUACCAAUACAUGGCGCUGGCAAUGGGCUCCAGUCUCGAAUAUGAGAUUUACUCACAGCCACUGGUUGUUGAGUUGUUGAUUAGCCUUGCAUACUCUGCAGCAAUCUCAGAGCAACUUGAAGAGGUUCCAAAUGGUCUGAGGCUGCAAGUCCCGGCAAAGCUACUUCAACUUGACUCAGGCGAUGAGCGUUUCUAUACUGGAGAGCUGAGUGCAGCCAAGCUCGAUCUCUUGACGACCGCGCGACUUCCUCUCAAGGCUGGUGAUUGGGUUGUCAUUUGCGUCGGUUCUGGUCUCAGCCAAGGUGGAAAAGACACCACGGAGGAGUGGCACUGUCGUGUUCAGAACACAGAAGAAUCACCUGGUCACAUUCUUCUCUCGGGGCUUAUCUGCCAAGGGCAGCAGUUGCAGCACAAAAGUCUCCCGAAUGAAUACAAAGAAGUCCAAUUCACGAUCUAUGACACAGAUUUGGAUGAAUUGACGACACCUCUGAAGAUGAGGAUGAUUUCUGUUGUUCUUGGUACACUUCCUAAUGUCCAGGAGAUGUAUUCAUUCAUCAAAGGCAGUGGUAAAGAGAACCUUCUCUCGGCAUGGAAGCACGUCAUCUCUCCUACUGCAUUGGACCUUUUACGUUGGGUUGUUGCCUCGAAUCGAUCUUUGAUCAAACAAGACGAUCAAAACACAUCACAUCAAGUGACUGGAAUAAAUGGAUAUGUGCAAUUUCGCCAAGUUCAGGGUGCACCCGACAAGGAGAAACGUUUUCUCAAUGCUGUUAACUCUGUCUCCCUGGGUAAGAAUCCCCAAUAUCCCACAAUUUUUGCAUGGCAUGGGAGCCCCGUGCAAAAUUGGCACAACAUCCUGCGUGAGGGCCUUCACUUCAAAAAGAAAGUCCAUGGUCGCUCAUAUGGUGAUGGUGUCUACAUGUCAAAGCACCUCGAGGUUUCAAAAACCUACACUUGCCCUUGGACCCACUAUGACUCUUCGGUGUGGCCUCAGUCUCGCCUGAAGAUUUCAACGAUAGUCUCACUGAAUGAAGUAGUCAAUUCAAUUGAGGAUUUCGCAGACCACAGGCCUCAUUAUGUUGUGCAGCAGCUGGAUUGGAUCCAAACGAGAUAUCUCUUUGUCCAAUUCAGCAUUCCUGGGGUUGCUGCAAGAUACCCUUUGAAGUCUUCUACUUUCAACAAGCAGGACGACGGCUUGUUUUACGAACAAAACCCAUUUCACCUUGCCCGUGGUCUUAACGGAGUUCCAAUCGGCAUUCCAAUCUCGAUACUGAAAGGCCAGCGAGGCAAAAUCCAUCGGACCAAUGUUCACUCCAAGUUAUGGGCCGAAGGAUUUGAUCUGUCCCCAAAGAGGCGCAAACUAAUUGUGGAGGGCGAAGGGAAUGAAACCGAAGAAAAUAUCGGUGUUGGAGAGAAUGACAACGACGACAACGUCAGUGUUGGAACCGAAAUGGAGGAUAUCAGCAUUCUACUAUCUGACGAUGAAGCACCCAAAAGCCAAAAGAAGACAGUGGAAAAUUCUGACCCCAAGACCGAUUUCAUCCCUGGGACGCUACAAGAAGAUUCUCUACCCAUGCUUGGCCAUCCGCGAUACGCAACUACACCGGCGACAAAGAUUCUCCAGCAGCAUCUGGCUGCAACUCUCAAAACUCAGAAUCAAGUCCCGUUGCAGGAUCUGGGUUGGUAUGUUGACCACAAGUUAAUCAAUACAGUCUACCAAUGGAUUGUGGAGUUACACUCCUUCGAUUCCGAAAUCCCACUAGCGAAAGACCUUCAAGCUGUCAAUAUGCAGAGCAUUGUACUGGAAUUUCGUUUCCCAUCCCAAUUUCCCAUGAAUCCCCCUUUCAUACGAGUGAUCCGGCCUCGUUUCCUUAGCUUCGCCCAGGGAGGUGGCGGGCAUGUCACCAGUGGUGGUGCGAUGUGUCUGGAGCUUCUCACGCAGUCUGGUUGGCUCCCAACUGCCUCGAUAGAGAGUGUGCUGUUGCAAGUUCGCAUGGCGAUACUGAAUCCCGAUCCCCGACCUGCGCGUUUGUCGCUCAAUGCUAGCAAGAUGGACUAUUCAGUGGGCGAAGCGGUGGAUGCCUACAAAAGGGUUUCAAAUUCCCAUGGUUGGCAAAUCUCCAAGGAUAUUGAGGAGCUCGCUUGGUCAACCUACUAG